CGGUGGUUAUUAUUGCUGACUUGACAGCAGGACAGCACGCGCUGUUGACACACACAAAGCGUUACUUUGUUUCACUUUACUACAAAUUUGCUAUAUAUGCGUUAGUCUGAGUUUAAAGGGUUUCAACAUGGUGGGAAAGAUAAAACAUGUCCGACAGAAGCUUCACCAAGAGGCGGUGCGCCCCGGCUCCGGGUUAGCAUUAGCAUCAUCAACGGAGCUAACGGCUGUUUCUGCUCCAAUACUCCGGCAACAACAGCACAACAACAGGAGAGACACACAGGCUCCGGCGGAGAACUGCUUCCCCUCGGGGAUCUUCGCCGGCACAAAGAUAACUCCGGACGCUCUGCGACAAAGUCUCCAGUUUGAGGAAAAAGCUCCACAUGUUCCCGCCGCUGCAGAAAAAGGUCCAGAAGAGAAGAAAGUUAAGACAAAGAAAGAGAAGAUGAAGGAGAGGAGAGACAGAUGGCUCAACAAGAUGAGCUCCAUCAAACAGUUAAAGGAGCAGCAGUUGGCGGCGGUGCGGCGCCAGCAGACGCCCGUGGUUGGCGACAUGCGGCCACUGGCCGACGCGCUGCCAGAACUCUGUCAGCUGAUUGCCCCUGUCACCGCCGGCAACACCCCCUCUGCUCGCCGCAAGAGCAGGAAGAACAGAGUACCGGUGAAGAGGCCGGAGCCCACAGACUUCAGUCAGAUGAAACAGUCCCAGAAACGCAAACUCCUAGAAACGGAGAGCGUGCGGUUCGGCAGCGCCGUGAAGACGCUCUCAGCCAAAAUGAAUCCUCUGGCAGAUAUCGGCGAGCAGCUGAGGAAGAAGAUGAGGGAGGAAGAAGAGCACGCUAACGGCUAACAGCUAACAGGGAAACAUCUGGAAACAUCUGGCGGUUUAAAGGAGGAAAGACUGUAAAUGUUUCCACGUUUCCUCUUCUGUAAUAAACCACACAACAUUUAA
This is a messenger RNA of Perca flavescens (yellow perch), 949 nucleotides long. RefSeq names its product SLX9 ribosome biogenesis factor (gene slx9). The transcript has 6 exons. Lineage: Eukaryota; Metazoa; Chordata; Actinopteri; Perciformes; Percidae. The coding region runs from base 128 to 847 and encodes 239 amino acids. Gene Ontology annotation, cellular component: preribosome, small subunit precursor; 90S preribosome; nucleolus. Gene Ontology annotation, biological process: maturation of SSU-rRNA from tricistronic rRNA transcript (SSU-rRNA, 5.8S rRNA, LSU-rRNA). The record is from RefSeq and is a predicted model, not a curated record.